AUGAGCAAAAGCCAAAGGCCCGAGUCCCCAGACCCCCAUGGCACCCCAGAUGUCCCGGGGCUCCAGGGACAGGACACGAGGCCAAUGAGACCCCCAACACUCCUUCAGGUCCCCCUGUCUGCCUCUGUAGUGGAGCCUCCCAACGUGCCCCUUCCACCCCCCAAGCCCUCUGUGUCUAUGGUCCACGUCCCCCACCCCGCCCCAAGCAAGAGGACGCCAGGUCCCUCCAGCCCAGGGCUUGUAGCAAGAGUCCCUCAAGCACUGGCAGCACCCCAGAGCCAGCGACAAUCCCGUCCAGCCCCAGGAUGGGUCCAAGGGGGCCCAGCCCCCCAGCGCGCAGACCCGCCCCAGACCCAGAGAGACCAAACCCCCGAGCCCCAGGCCCCCCACACACCCUCGAGGCAGUUCAGCACAGACUCGACCCAAAGCCCAACAAUCCCCCCACCGCCGGGGCCCCUCCGACAGCCCCCACUGCCCCUGGAUCCCUUUACAGCAACCAAGCAUCCAAUCCGAGCACCAAAAUCCCGAGGAAACACCCCCCAACCAGCCAAAAAAAAGGACAGCCCGCACCCCCAACCCACCCCGUCAACCCCAUCUCCACGGUCCCCCACCCCUCCAGUGCCAUCACAUCCGUACAACUCGCGAGCUAAAACUACUACCCGUGCAUCGACACCAACAACGACACCCAAGCAGAGUGGCUACCCACUGCGCAGCGGCGGCGUGCCGAACACAGGGCAAAUCCCGGUCCCCCCACCACGCACAUGCUCCAGGCGGCCGCCAACACCACGCCAUCAAUCAACAUUCAAAAAAAUCAAUCCCCCGACACCCGUCAAUCAGGCCAGAAUCCCCCACGUCCGCAUCGCAACACAUCCAAGAGCCGCACGGGACCCUGAGCAGCAAGGCCGUAAACACCCAUAUAGAUAG
Messenger RNA from Micropterus dolomieu (smallmouth bass), 924 nucleotides. Its product is annotated as extensin-like. The coding region runs from base 1 to 924 and encodes 307 amino acids. NCBI's taxonomy places the organism in Eukaryota, Metazoa, Chordata, Actinopteri, Centrarchiformes, Centrarchidae. The transcript is spliced from 3 exons. The record is from RefSeq and is a predicted model, not a curated record.